Messenger RNA from Guyanagaster necrorhizus, 693 nucleotides. RefSeq lists its product as uncharacterized. Lineage: Eukaryota; Fungi; Basidiomycota; Agaricomycetes; Agaricales; Physalacriaceae. The record is from RefSeq and is a predicted model, not a curated record. Bases 1 to 693 code for a protein of 230 amino acids. The transcript has 10 exons.
AUGGAUGAGAUACUGGAUUAUUUGGUACAAAUAUUCAAGGGCAUCAAGUUCUGUCAUGACAACUUGAUUGCACACCUCAUAUGCACUUUGACCAUGGUGGAUCUUGACAGUGAUAAUAUUCUUUUCAACUUCCUAGGAUGUCAGAUGCAACCUGUGGGGACUACAGAAACUGAUGUCACUGGGCUAUUUCAAUCUCACUUCCCUAUUCAAUACUAUAUCAAUGAUUUCAAGACCACAAUAGGAUCAGAGAAUAUGCCAGAGAGUCAGAUGCUUAAUGCUGACAUAGAUAGGGAGGUCAAAGGGUUCUUGGAGAAGCAUCUCAAGGCCUUACAUGAAGAUUUUUUGUUUGAUGACGUGUUUGGAAAGUACUUUGCCCAGGAAGGCAUCCAAAGUGAACAAAUUAUGCAAGCAUUCAAUGAGGUGCAUAGCACCACUACUGUGAAUGGAUCGUUCCUGAAGGCAACUUUGCAAAUGGCAAUGUUGCUCCUCAUGAUGAUUGCUCAAAUGUGGUCGUCAAAUCUGGAACUAAGGCUGACGAUGUUGCAACUUGUGGAUUCUGUUGUUGAAAUGCAAUGCAGUUGUCCAGCAGUGGUAUUGUCUGAUUAUAUUGGUAUUCAGUGGAGGGCGGUAGAAUGGUGCAUGAUGCCCGAUACUAUGUAUGAUAUCCAGAUGCCUGACAAAGACAAAGAUUGA